AAAUAAUUUCUCUUUCUUUAAUUUUAGGAAACAGAUAUUGAUGACAGAUAUGGAGAUUUGGAUUCCAGAGCAGAUUCUGAUGUCCCCGAAAUCCCGCCAUCCUCAGACAGGACCCCCGAGAUACUGCAGAAAGCUCUGUCUGGCUUAUCCUCAAGGUGGAAAAACUGGUGGAUCCGGGGGAUCCUCACCCUGACUAUGAUCUCACUGUUCUUCCUGACCAUCUACAUGGGCUCCUUCAUGCUGAUGCUGCUGGUUCUGGGCAUCCAGGUGAAGUGCUUCCACGAAAUCAUCACGAUCGGGUACAGAGUCUACCAUUCGUACGAGCUUCCAUGGUUCAGAACACUCAGUUGGUACUUUCUACUGUGUGUGAACUACUUUUUCUAUGGAGAGACUGUUGCUGAUUAUUUUGCUACAUUUGUUCAGAGAGAAGAACAACUUCAGUUCCUCAUUCGCUAUCAUAGAUUUAUAUCAUUUGCACUCUACCUGGCAGGUUUCUGCAUGUUUGUACUGAGCUUGGUGAAGAAACAUUACCGUCUGCAGUUUUAUAUGUUCGCAUGGACUCACGUCACUUUACUGAUCACUGUCACCCAGUCGCAUCUGGUCAUCCAGAAUCUGUUUGAAGGCAUGAUAUGGUUCCUUGUUCCAAUAUCAAGUGUUAUCUGCAAUGACAUUACUGCUUACCUUUUUGGAUUUUUUUUUGGAAGAACUCCAUUAAUUAAGUUGUCUCCUAAAAAGACUUGGGAAGGAUUCAUUGGCGGUUUCUUUUCUACAGUCGUGUUUGGAUUCAUUGCCGCCUACGUGCUUUCCAAGUACCAGUACUUCGUGUGCCCCGUUGAGUACCGCAGUGAUGUGAACUCCUUUGUCACCGAGUGUGAGCCCGCUGACCUCUUCCAGCUGCACAGCUACCAGCUGCCCUCCUUCCUGCAGGCGGUGCUGAGACGGGACACAGUGAGUUUGUAUCCUUUCCAGAUACACAGCAUUGCUCUUUCAACCUUCGCUUCUUUAAUUGGCCCAUUCGGAGGCUUCUUUGCCAGCGGAUUCAAAAGAGCUUUCAAAAUCAAGGAUUUUGCAAACACCAUCCCUGGGCAUGGCGGGAUCAUGGACAGAUUUGACUGUCAGUAUUUGAUGGCUACUUUCGUGCACGUAUACAUCACAAGUUUCAUAAGGGGCCCGAAUCCCAGCAAGGUCCUGCAGCAGCUGCUGGUGCUCCAGCCGGAGCAGCAACUGAGCAUCUACAGAACCCUGAAGACGCACCUCCUGGAGAAGGGCCUCCUGCAGCCCGCCUUGAAGGUGUGAGGGCCCGGGAGGACGCAGGAGAAGCCGGACAGACACGAUCCUGUUGCACUUCAGAGAAAAAUGGUUGGAAAUGCAAUAGAUUGAAGUUUUACAGACAUAAAUGUUUCUCCUCUGAAAUUACUGUGAAUAUUUAACAAACACUUGAUCCGAGUCCUGAAAUAAGUAGCAAAUCGCCAGCAAAA
Chinchilla lanigera (long-tailed chinchilla) is the source of this 1478-nucleotide messenger RNA. It is a transcript of the gene Cds1, whose product is annotated as CDP-diacylglycerol synthase (phosphatidate cytidylyltransferase) 1. Gene Ontology annotation, cellular component: endoplasmic reticulum membrane. Bases 196 to 1296 code for a protein of 366 amino acids. Lineage: Eukaryota; Metazoa; Chordata; Mammalia; Rodentia; Chinchillidae. Gene Ontology annotation, molecular function: phosphatidate cytidylyltransferase activity. The transcript is spliced from 12 exons. The record is from RefSeq and is a predicted model, not a curated record.